Batrachochytrium dendrobatidis JAM81 is the source of this 1961-nucleotide messenger RNA. RefSeq lists its product as uncharacterized. The transcript has 10 exons. Gene Ontology annotation, biological process: double-strand break repair via homologous recombination. Gene Ontology annotation, cellular component: nucleus; cytoplasm. The coding region runs from base 1 to 1926 and encodes 641 amino acids. Gene Ontology annotation, molecular function: ATP binding; ATP-dependent chromatin remodeler activity; metal ion binding. The record is from RefSeq and is a predicted model, not a curated record. NCBI's taxonomy places the organism in Eukaryota, Fungi, Chytridiomycota, Chytridiomycetes, Rhizophydiales.
AUGCUCAAGAUGGAAAAUGGAACCAACAAAGGAGGAAUUUUGGCAGAUGACAUGGGUCUUGGAAAAACAAUUCAAAGUAUUUCAUUGAUUUUAUCCAAUUCUCCAUCCCCAGAAGAUCAUCGACCCACACUGAUCGUCGCACCCGUUUCGCUUCUUCUCCAGUGGCAGCAGGAGCUAGCGGACAGAGUAAAAAAAGGCACUCUCAAGGUAUAUUUAUAUUAUGGAUCCAAACGAAACAAAGAUAUUCGAUUUCUUGAAAAACUUGAUGUGGUUAUUACAUCAUUUCAAGUUCUUGGUUCAGAAUGGCCUGCACCAACAAAAAAAUCCAAGGUUAAUUUUGACAGUCACGGAGAUCUUGCUAGUGAUGACGAGGUACAUGAAGACAAGUGUUUGGACAAGAGUUUGUUUGGACCGCUUUUCAGAUUUAAAUUUCAUAGAGUCAUUUUGGAUGAAGCGCAUUUUAUCAAAAACAAGCGUACUCGUGCUUCUAUAGCUGCAUGUGAACUUCAAAGCCGAUAUCGAUGGUGUUUAACGGGAACUCCUGUUCAAAACAAUAUCAGCGAACUGUACAGCUUAAUUAGAUUUCUUCGUAUUCAACCGUACUGUAAAUGGCCACAAUUUCGCGAAAAGAUCUUUGAACCUUUUAGUCGAGGUCAGCAUUCAAUAGCGAUUCGCAGAUUACAUGCAGUAAUGAAGGCCAUUUGCUUACGCAGAUCAAAAUCGUUUGAGUUGGAUGGUAAACCCAUUAUUCAACUUCCUGAUCGGAAAAUCAUUAUUGAUUCUGUGGAAUUCACUCAACCUGAACGUGAAUUUUACGAGAGCUUGGAGAAAAAACAGCAACUGCGGUUUAAUACAUACUUGCGUGCUGGUACUGCCAUGAAAAACUACACCAGUAUUUUGUUAUUGUUGUUGCGGCUACGUCAGGCAUGUUGCCAUCCAUCGCUACUUAGUCAUGACUUUGAAAAAAUCGACGAUGGUGCUACUGAUGAGGAAAAGCAACAACGGAUAGCAAAUAUCAUUGACACACUUCAACCGAGUAUUGUUGCUCGACUUAAAGAUCAGACGUUUGACGAGUGUCCUAUUUGUUGUGAUGCAUUGCAAACGCCGGUAUUUUCUCCAAAUUGCGGGCAUCUGUUUUGCCAGGAGUGUGUUGUUGUUUACCUUAGCUCUGGAGAAGACGCAUCAACUGUUCACAAUUGUCCAACUUGUCGAGGCGUAAUGACUAUGGAUACUUUGGUACUUUUAAGCUCAUUUCGAGCCAAAUUUUUGCCUGAACAGAAUAGUGGGAAAAUUGACAAAGUUGUGGAUCGAAAAGGAAAAGGACCAGCAUUAGAACAAACUGAUAAAAAUAUUGAAUCGGAGGAGCUAAAUUUGCACAGAUGGAUUUCUAGCACUAAAGUUGAACGAGUCAUAUUUCAUGUCAAAGCUAUACGGAUAUCUCAUCCUGGUGAAAAAACAAUUGUAUUUUCACAGUUUACCAAAAUGUUGGAUCUGAUCGAAACCCCGCUCGGCCAAAACAACAUCAAGUUUACUCGAUAUGAUGGAUCCAUGCAUGCCAAACAGCGUGAUGACUCGAUCAGAAGAUUUCGCGACGAUCCCGAUAUUCUUGUGAUUCUUGUCAGUCUAAAAUGUGGAUCGCUUGGACUCAAUCUUACAUGCGCCAAUCGAGUUAUUCUAACUGAUCUAUGGUGGAAUCCAGCUGUAGAGAAUCAGGCUAUUGAUCGAGCACAUCGAUUUGGCCAGACCAAAGAUGUCAUUGUUCAUCGCAUCAUGAUCAAAAACUCAGUAGAGGAUAGGAUUUUGGAACUUCAACAGAGAAAACAGGAUAUAGCCAAUCAAGCUUUGGGGGAGGGUGAAACAGGUGAAAUUGGAAAUAUGCGAUUAGGACUUGGCGAUCUCAUGCAUCUUUUUGGAGUGGAUGGUUGAGCUUAGAAUAAACCUAUCUAGUGUUUAUAUUUUUG